AUGGGUGCUUGUGAAAAAGCUGACAUGGAUAAGAAAGUGAUGUGCUGUCCUGGGAAGUUUCUUUCUGCCUUAUUUUUGAUCGCGAUCAUCAAAUUCAAUCCCAAACUUCUACUCUUGAUUGGUAUCGCUUGGCCAGUUCUCUCGUCGGAUAUCUUAUACAUUGUCCCUGUGAACACUGCCGUUUACAUCAUCUGUGCCAUUUAUUGCAUUGUUCUACUUGUCUGCUUGGGAUGUUGUCAACGUGCUGGCGCCGGUCGUGAUAUUUACGAUUUUGAGGCUGAAAGCGACGACGAUGAUAAUGAAAUAAUAUCAGAAAGCCGAAUCAGUAUUGAAUGA
Caenorhabditis briggsae is the source of this 336-nucleotide messenger RNA. NCBI's taxonomy places the organism in Eukaryota, Metazoa, Nematoda, Chromadorea, Rhabditida, Rhabditidae. The coding region runs from base 1 to 336 and encodes 111 amino acids. The record is from RefSeq and is a predicted model, not a curated record. The transcript has 4 exons.